CCAAUUUUCUUCAACCCAACCCCAAAAUAAAAAACAAAACAAAAUUAAAAAAAAAAAACCCAUCAAUGGCCCAAACCCGAAUACCCCUUCUAACAUCCUUUCUCAUAUUAACACUCACUACUCCUUUUUCUUCUUCUUCUUCGCAUGAUCACCAGUUAAAAUUCCAACUUCUCGACGUCUCGGGCUCAUUACAACAGGCCCGUCGGGUUUUCUCCGGGACUUCUUCGAGCCUCCGAGCCAGCGCCGUUGCAGAAAGCCAUCGGCCGGCACUAAACUCUUCAUCUUCCAUCCUCUCCCUCAGUCUCCACCCGCGCUCAUCCUUACCACAAAACAACAACAACAAUAACAACGAUAAUUACGAUUAUCACAACAACAACUACACUCACCUCACAUUGGCCCGGUUGGCCCGGGACAAGGCCCGAGUCCAAUCCGUGCACUCACGGGCCACGUUCGGUUACCUUCGGCCGGCCCAGUUCGGGUCGCCGCUCGUCUCUGGGCUUCGCCAAGGUAGCGGUGAGUACUUUGCACGAAUCGGUAUGGGCCGGCCCGCCCGAGACCUAUACCUAAUUGCUGACACAGGCAGUGAUGUCAGCUGGAUCCAGUGUCGACCAUGCGUCGACUGUUACGAUCAGUCGGACCCGAUAUAUGAUCCGUCGGCCUCCACCACGUACAAAGACCUCCCGUGCAACUCCGGCGAGUGCAAUGCCCUCCGGAGGUCCGCCUGUCGGGUUAACACGUGUCGCUACCAGGUAGCCUACGGCGACGGCUCCUACACCGUCGGCAGCCUCGCCACCGAGACGAUAUCCUUCGUCCCGUCCGGUGCCUCCGUCUCCGGGGUCGCCAUCGGCUGCGGCCACAACAACGUCGGCCUCUUCUCCGGCGCCGCCGGCCUCCUCGGCCUCGGUGGCGGGCCCCUCUCCCUCCCGUCUCAGCUCCACUCUGCCUCCUUCUCCUAUUGCCUCGUAAACCGCGACUCGGCCUCCGCCUCCACCCUCGACUUCGGCUCUGAGCCUCCACCGCCGCCCGACUCGAUUUUCGCGCCGUUGAUCAGAAACCCGUUCGUCGACACGUUUUGGUACGUCGGCCUCGCCGGAAUCAGCAUCGGAGGCCGGCGGCUACCGAUCCCGCCGUCCCUCUUCAAGCUCGGCCGCGACAGGAGGGGCGGCGUGAUCGUGGACUCCGGCACGGCCGUGACGCGGUUCCCAAGGGAGGUGUAUCGAGUGCUCCGAGACGCGUUCGUGGGCAUGGCGACGGGGCUCCCGAGGACCGCGACUGGGUUCUCGUUGUUCGACACGUGUUACGAUUUGUCGGGCCUGCGGAGGGUGUCGGUUCCGGCGGUGUCGUUCGAGUUCACCGGCGGCAGAGGGACGUGGAGGCUGCCGGCGGCGAACUACAUGGUGCCGGUGGACGGCCUGGGGAAGUUCUGUUUAGCCUUCGCCGGAAUGGAGGGGACCAUGUCAAUCAUCGGGAACAUGCAACAGCAGGGGACACGUGUCGUGUAUGACGUGGCUAAUAGACGCAUUGCUUUUAGCCCUAAUAAAUGCUAGGAAUUUACGAAUUGUGUAACUAAUUGUUAGAUCAACACACACUCACGAGAUUUUUGUGUGUGAAGUGAUUGAUCCAACGAAAUUUUAAUUCCUCUUUGUUGAAAUGAUGAGAUGAUGUGUUUUGCUUACAUAAUUU
Molecule: messenger RNA, 1683 nt
Organism: Striga asiatica
Lineage: Eukaryota; Viridiplantae; Streptophyta; Magnoliopsida; Lamiales; Orobanchaceae
Source: the annotation of a GenBank genome assembly